Molecule: messenger RNA, 1548 nt
Organism: Letharia columbiana
Lineage: Eukaryota; Fungi; Ascomycota; Lecanoromycetes; Lecanorales; Parmeliaceae
Exons: 5
Coding region: 1-1548 (515 amino acids)
Biological process (GO): retrograde vesicle-mediated transport, Golgi to endoplasmic reticulum; Golgi localization; endoplasmic reticulum to Golgi vesicle-mediated transport
Cellular component (GO): COPI vesicle coat; cytosol
Source: RefSeq, a predicted model, not a curated record
AUGGUGGUGCUUGCUGCUUCCAUUUGUACGCGGGGAGGUAAAGCGGUAUUGUCACGCCAAUUCCGUGAAGUAGCACGCUCAAGGAUUGAGGGGCUUCUGGCAUCCUUCCCAAAGCUCGCCGACUCUGGCACGCAGCAUACUACCGUGGAGCAAGACAACGUUCGCUAUGUCUAUCAGCCACUCGACGAACUUUACAUGGUUCUCAUCACCAAUCGGCAAUCCAACAUCUUGCAGGACAUCGACUCUUUGCACCUUUUCGCCCAGGUUGUGACGAGCAUCUGCAAAAGCUUGGACGAGAGGGAGAUCCUUCGAAAUGCCUACGAGUUGCUUAGCGCCUUCGAUGAGCUUGUCACUUUGGGCUACCGGGAGAACCUGUCCUUGAGCCAGAUCAAGACCUUUCUUGAAAUGGAAAGCCAUGAAGAGAGGAUACAAGAGAUAAUAUCGAGGAACAAGGAGCUCGAAGCUACGGAAGAGCGCAAGAGGAAAGCCAAACAGCUCGAGCUUCAACGAAAGGAGAUGUCACGCAGUGGACGCUCCGCUACUCCUCGAGCACCGUCUUAUCCAACCUACACUCCUCCUCCUCGACCCGCCGGUCUGAGCACUUACGACAGCUACGAGGCUGAAAGGAACAAAUCUUUCAAAGCGUCUGCUCCCAAAGGCAAGGGCAUGCAGUUGGGUAAGAAAUCAAAGACCAUAGACAUGUUUGAGCGAGUGAGAGGAGAUCUCGGUACACAGGCUGAAGAGUCGGCCCCCCUGGUGUCGAACUCACAGCCCAUCACAGCAGCAGAAAGGGCACCCUCGACACGUGUCUCUUCAUCAGUCGAUCGCGAUGCCAUCCAUGCAACUGUUGACGAGAAAAUAUCUGCCAAGUUAUCAAGAGAUGGAAUCCUCAAGUCUUUUAGCGUCAAAGGAGACCUGCAAUUACGCAUUUCUGAUCCGGCUCUAACAAAGGUCAAGCUCGAUCUGGUUGCCAAUGCUAGCCAAGGGGCGCAAUUCAAAACCCAUCCUAAUGUAGACAGGGGACAAUUCAAUACCUCGAAGGUGAUUCAACUUAAAGAUACCUCAAAGGGAUUUCCCGCGAACAACUCAGUUGGUGUCUUGCGAUGGAGCGCGACAGCUCCAGCUGAUACUAGCGGUGUCCUUCCGAUUACCUUUACCGUAUGGGUGAACAAGGGCUCAGACGAGUCCUUUACAAUCACCGUUGAAUACGAAAUGACUGGAUCCGACAGCCUGCAUGAUGUGGUCGUGACCAUUCCGUACAGCACCAGUGAGCCAGCUAUAUCGAGCUUCGAUGCUGUGUAUGAAGUCUCAGGGGAUAGUUUGGAAUGGACGAUCGGUACAGUGGACGAGUCCAAUGCAACGGGAGCCUUCGAAUUCGAGGCCCAAGCAGAAGAUGAGGCCGAGUUCUUCCCAAUGAGCGUGCGCUUUUCAAAGAGCAAACCAUUCGUGGACGUUGACGUCACGUCGGUAACAUUAUUAGAGAUGGAGCAAGACAUGUCCUUUACCAAAGACGUCAAAUCCGUUGCAGAUUCCUAUUUGAUAGAAUAA